Molossus molossus (Pallas's mastiff bat) is the source of this 952-nucleotide messenger RNA. RefSeq names its product TCF3 fusion partner (gene TFPT). Gene Ontology annotation, cellular component: Ino80 complex. NCBI's taxonomy places the organism in Eukaryota, Metazoa, Chordata, Mammalia, Chiroptera, Molossidae. The transcript has 6 exons. The record is from RefSeq and is a predicted model, not a curated record. The coding region runs from base 158 to 913 and encodes 251 amino acids. Gene Ontology annotation, biological process: apoptotic signaling pathway; apoptotic process; positive regulation of apoptotic process. Gene Ontology annotation, molecular function: DNA binding.
AGCUGGGAACAGAGAACUACAACUCCCAGGAGGCUUAGCGGCCGAGUCCCGGGAGCGUGGCCGCGCGGCCUUAUGGGGCGGGUAGUUUUGCGAAGGACAACCUAGAGGUUUGCAAGGUUGGAGGUUCUGAGUCCUGCGGCGCCCGAGCCGGGGAGAAAUGGAGCUGGAGCAGAGAGAGGGGACCAUGGCAGCCGUGGGCUUUGAAGAGUUCUCAGCGCCUCCGGGCUCGGAGCUGGCGCUGCCUCCGCUGUUCGGUGGUCACAUCCUGGAGAGCGAGCUUGAGACCGAAGUGGAGUUCGUGUCUGGGGGUCUGGGCAGCUCGGGCCUCCGGGAGCGAGAGGAAGAGGAAGAGGCAGCCCGGGGCCGACGGCGACGCCAGCGAGAGCUCAAUCGCAGGAAGUACCAGGCGUUAGGUCGGCGCUGCCGGGAGAUCGAGCAGGUGAACGAACGGGUCCUGAACAGGCUCCAUCAGGUACAGAGGAUAACGCGGAGACUCCAGCAGGAGCGGAGGUUCCUCAUGAGAGUGCUCGACGCUUAUGGCGAUGACUACCGUGCCGGCCAGUUCACCAUCGUGCUGGAGGAUGAGGGCAGCCAGGGCACAGAUGCCCCCACCCCAGGCAAUGCUGAGAACGAGCCUCCGGAGAAAGAGGGGCUGUCCCCGCCCAGGAGAACGCCAGCACCCCCAGAACCCAGCAGCCCGGCCCCCGGUGAGGGGCCCAGCGGGCGGAAAAGGAGGCGAGCGCCCCGGGAAGGACGCCGAGCAGGAGUCCCAUUGACUCCAGAACUGGCCCAGAUAAAGGUUGAGGAAGACUUUGGCUUUGAAGCAGAUGAGGCCCUGGACUCAAGUUGGGUUUCCCGGGGGCCAGAUAAACUGCUGCCCUACCCCACCUUAGCCAGCCCCCCCUUUGACUGACCCUGCCAAUAAACUGACCCCCCCGCUCUCCUGGGCCAC